CGCAUCACAGAAAAAACCCUAACGCGAAGCAAGCCGGAGCCGCCAUUUGCAGUUUUGCGCGUGGUUGUUGUGUGUAUAUACAGUUCUAUGUGAUACGAUUUUGGCGUGAAAAAGUGAAUUUUACAUAAAAAUCGUCUUCAGGAUGGAUCCGGCGAAAAUGAAAGUGGUCGAUUUGCGAAAUGAACUCGCCUCAAGGGGUUUGGAUACAAAGGGAAACAAAGCUGUGUUAGUAAAGCGCUUAAAAGAUGCUUUGGAGAAAGAGUUGGAUCAUGGUCUGCCGGACACCUCCAUUGCUGACACUUCCACUGAAGAUAUUGAUACUUCUCACAUUGAAGAAGCCGAUAAAGACGAGGACGAGCAAAAGUCAGUAGGUAGAACUGAAACAUCUCCAGAAGUAUCGGAGUCGCACAUUGUUGAGAAGGAAAACCAGGAAGAUGUGGACAUGAAACUGGAUCUUAAUACAGAACAAAAGGAAGCUGAGGCAAACGGAGAAAAUAUUCAUAAGACAGAACACGAUACGGAGGAAACCAAGGAGGAUGAAGAUGAUAGUGUUCAAGUAACAAUUUCAACAAAGAAAGAAAGCACAGUUGAAGAGGACCAAGUGAGUGGUAAUGAUAAGAAAGACGUGAAAGCAGAUGAAAACACUGAAACCAAAGGGGAAAAACGGAAAAGAGAUGAAGAAGACGUGCCGGAAAAAAAGGCAAGGAGCAGAUCACCAAUUAAAGAAGAUGAGCCAGAAAUUGACUAUGAAAAGUGCCAGUUGAGUUGGUAUGACUCUGAUCUGCACCUUCAAAUUGACAAACAAACUUUUUUAUCAGGAAAACCGCUCAACGAUGGAGCAUUUGGUUAUAUUUGGGCCGGUGCCCGAGCCACGUAUGGCAUAACUUCUGGAAAGGUCUACUAUGAAGUGAAGAUAACUGAAGAAUUGAAAUGGGAGGACAACAUCAAACGGUCUGAAUACGUGGACAGAUUGAAGAAGAGCAGAUACCGGACCGAUCAUCGGAACGAUAAGAAACCAGAAAAAGCGAAAAAACCGGUCGAAAAACCAAGCGAAACGCCUCCAGAAGGGCAACAACCAUCCGAGCCGGCUGAAAAAAUGGAAACCGACGAGGUACCCGACGAAAAGAAGGAGAACGAGACGGUACAAGAGACGGAAGCUGAGACAGCCGAGUCGAAACCUGAAGAUGAAGAAAAAUCCGAAGUCGAAACGUCCAUUUCUGCGCCUGAAGCGAGCCAGGAAGAAAAUGCGGCGGAGAACAAAGAAGGGGGCGGAGAAACGGACCAGUCGAAGAAAGACCCAGAGUCCGAGCCCGAGCCUUUGCCUACUCACUUAUUCAGGGUGGGUUAUUCCCUUCAGGGAACUAGCUUGCAGCUGGGGGAGUGCGGUCAUUCGUACGGCUACGAGUCGUCCGGAAAAUUUGUCUCUGACAAGCAAUUCCGGGACUACGGGGUUAAGUUUGGAGUGGGCGACGUUAUUGGUACAUAUGCGAAUAUCGAUAGUGACCAAUUGACGAUCACCUACACGGUAAACGGCGUUUUGCAAGCGGUCGCCGUGACGUUACCGCUCGCCGAUUUACCGCAGAACUUUUCCUUGUUCCCCCACCUUCUCACCAGAAAUUACGCGUUCGAAGUGAACUUCGGCGACCGGGAGGAGACGUGGUUCCCUAGUCCAGCGGAACUGGGCGACUAUCGGUUUCUGAACGCCACAGAACACAAAGUGGCCGGUCCACGUCGGCCCGAUACGCGUCAAGACUGCGAAGUUAUAUUGAUGGUAGGUCUGCCGGCGUCCGGCAAAACGCACUGGGUUCGCGAACACCUCAAGGCGAAUCCCGAAAAGGAUUUUACCGUUAUCGGCAACAGCGCCCUCCUCGACAGGAUGACGGUGUGCGCGGAACCGCUCAAGACGCGAUUCAAGGGCUCGUGGAAAACCCUGAUCGACAAGCUCCACAAGUGCCUGAACAAGAUCACCGACAUCGCGUCGCAGCGCCGCAAAAACUUCGUCAUCGAUCAGACCAACUUGUUCCCGGCUGCGCAACGCCGCAAAAUGCGGUCCUUUGAGGGAUUCAAGAGACGCGCAGUGGUCAUUAUAGUCGGUGACGAGGAACAGGCGAAGAGGCAACGGUUGCAAGGAACGCAGGACGGUAAAGAGGUGCCGGAAAGCAUUCUGUACGAGUUGAAAGCUACUAUGAGCAUACCCCAGAAGGAGGACGGGCUGGACGAGAUCGUGUAUCCGGAACUGCCGGAGGAGGAGGCGAAGAAAAUGGUAAAGAAGUACACGGAAGAAGCGCGCGCCAAGGGCUACAGCAGAAGGUUCUACCGUAGAGACAACCGCAGCGGCUACAACCAAAACAACUACCACGACCGCAACUAUCAAAGGCAGCAGCCCUACGGGAACAGGUAUCCCCAGGGAGGCGGCUGGGGCAGGCAGGGAGGCGGCGGUUGGGAGCGUAGAGACGGGCGGGGACCGCCACCGCCACCUCCGCGUCAGGGGGGCGGCUGGCGACCCAACAGGCCGGACCGGGUCCCGCCUCGCGACUACGGUCGUCAAGGCGGACCCGGCAGCUACGCCCGUAGCAACCAGCCGAAUUACCGAAGCGGGGGCGGUUCCGGAGGUGGCCGGAGCGGCGGCGGCGGCUGGCAGCAGUCGGGCGGAUGGGGCGGCGCAAACGGAUCCGGUCGCCAAGGCGGCUGGAACCAGCAGGUGUUCGGCGGCUACGGGAAAUGGCAUCAGAACGAUAGCGGCGAUUGGUCGUACGGGAAUCAGAGUCAGAGCGGAGGCUACGGCAGUCAAGGCCAAGGCAGACAGAAUUGGAACUACUACGGGCAGUACGGGCAGCAGCAGGGCUGGGGCGGUGGCCAGCAAUAUUAAAAGGGGUCGCCAUGCUCUCUCACAAUUGCGGAAACAACUUGCGGCGGUGGCGGAGCCCAGUAGUAAUUCUGCUGUUACGCUUGGCUAAUAAGCCGGGUAGCAUAGUAUGAAAAAAUGGAGGUUUUGUGGGCAAAUCUAAAAAACUUAAACUUACAUUUGAGUGUAAGUUUUGGAUUGCGAAGCUUCGGGUUCUUGCAAUUAGUUUAAUUUAAUCGUUUUUUUGAGAUUUGACCUCGCAAAAUAAAUCUUUGCGACAGUAGAUAUCUGUAAAUACUGAAUUAUUUUAGUCAGUGUGUAUGUAAUUCUAAACAUGUUUUUUUUUGUACGAGUGUCUCAUUUUUUUUUUAAACAUAGUUUAGCAACUAACAGCUAAUUAUAUUGAAAAUUUAUAUGCAUUUGGUGACCUCUUCAUUGGGUAAACAAAUUAUAGAUUUUUAUUUAAGUCACGUAUAGUGUAUGUACAUAUUUCGAGUAUAUACGAAAGUGUAUACCCAUAAUAGAAAGUAUUACAGACGAGUAGUUUGCAUAAUAAACAAUAUCCUUGGGUUUUGUCAAAUCGUAAUUUGUAAUAUAAAGAAAUAAACGUAAUUU
This is a messenger RNA of Cylas formicarius (sweet potato weevil), 3460 nucleotides long. RefSeq names its product heterogeneous nuclear ribonucleoprotein U-like protein 2. The record is from RefSeq and is a predicted model, not a curated record. Gene Ontology annotation, molecular function: protein binding. Bases 143 to 2869 code for a protein of 908 amino acids. The transcript has 12 exons. NCBI's taxonomy places the organism in Eukaryota, Metazoa, Arthropoda, Insecta, Coleoptera, Brentidae.